Messenger RNA from Scatophagus argus, 4008 nucleotides. RefSeq names its product solute carrier family 32 member 1 (gene slc32a1). Gene Ontology annotation, cellular component: vacuolar membrane. Gene Ontology annotation, molecular function: amino acid transmembrane transporter activity. The transcript has 2 exons. NCBI's taxonomy places the organism in Eukaryota, Metazoa, Chordata, Actinopteri, Scatophagidae. Bases 1039 to 2619 code for a protein of 526 amino acids. The record is from RefSeq and is a predicted model, not a curated record. Gene Ontology annotation, biological process: amino acid transmembrane transport.
UUCACGUUUCAAUUUAGAAUAUUGGUUGGGCUCCAACUGUCAGAGUCUGUAUUAAAAUAUAUGCAAUCUCAAGUUCUGUAUCUUACCAUUUAGCAAAGACAAAAUGCAAGAAAAUCUAUUUUUUUCGCCCCAUCAACAAACGCAACACAGUUUUUAAACCCGAUCCGCGUAAUCCCACAAAUCACUUUGGUUACAAUUUUGAUGUUCCACGUCCUCUUCUCGUUAAAAAAAAGAAAGAAACUGACUUUAUUUUAAAAUAACAAAUCCUAGUUUUGUAUGUUAUAUAAUCUGGUCCAGAGUUUCGGUUUUUGGCAAAUUCCAGCCUCCUUUUAUACGCGUAAAGGUAUGCAAGAUUUGAGGCCCCCGGAAUGUCAUUGGAUGUUUGGAUGAGGUAUUAUAGAUUAUGGGUUUGGGAAGGGAUGGUGGGGGUACUACAAGCACCUCCCCUAGAAAUGCAGCAAAUCUCUCCCGUUUUCUCCUGGCGGGGCACUGGGAGGGCUGGAGACGUGCUUUGCAUUGGCAGGCUGAUGAGGACACGUGUCUCCUCCCUGCCUCCCCCCUGGGCUCCAUGGUACCGCAUUGGCAUCAGUAAAGGCACCUGAAAACCGACAACCAACUCCUGGAAACGCUGCCUGCCACCUUAUAACCCAAAAGAAAACGAUAUUAUAGGCCCGACAGAAACCUGUGGAUCGCCCUUUCUUCGUGCGUAAAGCUUUUGCGCACAUAACCAAACUGCCUCAGAGACUGAAUAGGUGCGCUACUCGUCGAGCAUCAGAGCGCAGCGCCAAGAUGCAGAAACGGAGCAGCGACGUCUGAAGGUGACAUGAACCUGGGAAUAAUCAAGAGCAGCAGGCGUACACUGAACACGAAGUGGAGAUAGCAACUGAAACCCGACGGUGUCUUCAAACAAAACUCGCGCUUUAUCUAAUGCAGAGAAUCAAGAGCUGUCAUUGCAAGUAGCCUCAGAUUUUUACUGACUGGAGGAGAAAAAACACUAAUUAAACUGCAGACAGUUGAGAUUCAGGGGAGGAACGAAAAAUGGCGACGUUAAUCAGAAGCAAGCUCUCUAAUAAACUGUCAAAUGCAGCCACCGCUGUUUCCAACAAAUCCCAGGCGAAGGUGAGCGGGAUGUUCGCCAGGAUGGGGUUCCAGGCCGCCACCGACGAGGAGGCUCUGGGCUUCGCCGCCUGCGAUGACCUGGACUACGACCACCGGCAAGGCAUGCAGAUGGACAUUUUGACAUCCGAUGAGAUGGGAGGAGAGGGGAGCGGAGACGGAGGCGUGCUCGAAGGGGACAGCCACUACCAGAGGGACGGCACUGGUCCACCACACUCAGCCUCAAAGGACGGAGAUCCGACGAACGAGUUGUCUGAAGUGAGACCAAAAAUCACCGCUUGGGAGGCGGGCUGGAACGUCACGAACGCGAUCCAGGGGAUGUUUGUUCUUGGGCUGCCCUACGCCAUCCUGCACGGAGGAUACCUCGGACUCUUUCUCAUUAUUUUCGCCGCCGUGGUGUGCUGUUACACGGGGAAAAUCCUCAUUGCCUGCCUGUACGAGGAGGACGAAGACGGGCAGCUCGUCCGUGUGAGGGACUCCUAUGUAGACAUUGCCAACGCCUGCUGCGCGCCCAGAUUCCCGUCUUUAGGUGGCCAUAUCGUGAAUGUAGCCCAAAUCAUUGAGCUAGUGAUGACUUGCAUCCUGUAUGUGGUGGUCAGUGGUAAUCUCAUGUACAACAGCUUCCCCAACAUGCCAAUCUCCCAGAAGUCGUGGGCCAUCCUCGCCACCGCCGCUCUCCUCCCCUGCGCCUUCCUCAAGAACCUGAAAGCCGUCUCCAAGUUCAGCUUGCUGUGCACAAUGGCCCACUUUGUCAUCAACAUCCUGGUGAUUGCGUACUGCCUCUCCAGAGCGAGGGACUGGGCCUGGGACAAGGUCAAGUUUUACAUCGACGUCAAGAAGUUCCCGAUUUCCAUUGGGAUUAUCGUGUUCAGCUACACCUCGCAGAUCUUCCUGCCGUCCCUGGAGGGGAACAUGCAGAAACCGAGCGAGUUCCACUGCAUGAUGAACUGGACUCACAUCGCUGCCUGCAUCCUCAAGGGCCUGUUCGCCCUAGUGGCCUACUUGACCUGGGCUGACGAAACCAAGGAAGUCAUCACAGACAACCUGCCCCCAACCAUCCGAGCUGUCGUCAACAUCUUCCUGGUGGCCAAAGCUCUGUUGUCGUAUCCGCUGCCGUUUUUCGCUGCUGUAGAGGUACUAGAGAAAAGCUUUUUCCAGGAUGGGGGACGUGCCUACUUUCCAGAUUGCUACGGGGGCGAUGGACGCCUAAAAUCCUGGGGACUCACCCUCCGAUGUAGCCUUGUUGUGUUCACCUUGCUCAUGGCUAUCUAUGUGCCACAUUUCGCCCUCCUCAUGGGUCUCACCGGCAGCCUGACGGGCGCGGGCCUGUGCUUUCUGCUUCCCAGCCUCUUCCACCUUAAGCUUUUAUGGAGAAAGCUGCUAUGGCACCAGGUUUUCUUUGAUGUCGCCAUCUUUGUAAUAGGAGGUAUAUGCAGCAUAUCUGGUUUUAUCCACUCGAUGGAGGGGCUCAUAGAGGCUUUCAGAUAUAACAUAGAAGAGUAGAUGCAUUGAUGGAAUUAGAUGUUAACUGCAAACCCCAAUUUAGUGGAAAUAAAAUAAAAUAAAAUAAAAUAAAGUAAAACACACGACUUCCCGGCUAAGCCCUUCUGCUUAAUCCAUGCGUAGAAUCGCGCCCAGAACAAACGCGAACAUUUUCGCACUCAUACAGUCUUGCAUAAGUUCAGAGAAAAUGCGCGCAUACACAAACACACACAAACACACGCACAGAAAUAAAGCCGGUGGCAGUGAGGGGAUCCGGUGCAUCCACAGCACACUAUAUGGACAAUACAUGUUGUAUAAAUAUGCGAACAAACGUACAUAUACAUAUUUUCCAGUGGAGUGAACGUUUACAAUAUCGACCUUAAGCAAAAUUGCAAAAAGGGCAGUUUGUCUUUUCGUCUCUCUUGUGGUGCUUCCCCACACGAGACUUCACUUCAUGUAACGCUCCGGUUUGUGACGGACGGAUAUUGGAAAGCAUAAUGUGAUUUUAUGAUGAUUAAGAUUCGUUUAUUUAAAAGAAGAAGAAGAAGAAAAAAAAAACAAGCGCCACUUUGCUCUAUAGGUAAUUUGCAAUACGAUUAUGGGCAGCGACUGUGGUGUUAAAUCCAGAAAAAAAAACAAAAAACACACACACACACACGCCUGUGGACACACAAGACGGAAAAAUAACGCAAUGGCAAUAACCAGCAGCAGAAACACAUGAAUGCAUGUAGAAAUAUGUUUCGAUAGAAAUGAGGAAAUUGGACCUUCCCCGAGCAGUUUAAAAUACUGGAAAAUGCAAAAUAUUAAAGUACACAGCAGCUAUACAAACUAUGCAUUGAAUGUAUGAUAUUUCAGACACACAAAACAUUAUGAAAAUUCCUAAAAAAAAAAAGGGAAAAUUUCGAUUCUUCUGCGUGAAAGUUAAUGCUUUUAUAUUCUUUCCAAUAUUUGAAAUUUAAUUUACUGAGAUGUCCAAACCCUCACAUCCUGGCCCAAAUGUCAUCUAGACGGGGACCCCAAAUUGAAAUCCUGCACACUCAGUUUACCAUAAUGCUUUUCAUUACAUUUGAAAAUACAUGGCCUGUUCUGAAAUUAAUUUGAAAGACUCCUGUCUUGAAAAUUCGAUGUCUGAAAAUCUAAAAAAGGAGAUCAUUUAAGAGGAAAAUGUGCUUACAGACAUUUUUCAUUCUGUGCAAUCCAAUGGGUCCUGUGGAAAUGUUAUAAAACCGUAUGUGUAGUGUGUUAUUGUGGUUUCAAAAAGAUGGAAUGUAUAUCUCAAAGUCGUUAACAUAUAUCGUGAAAAUUAAUAUUAAAGAAUAAAGAAAUAAGUGAAUUAUAUUGUAAAAAUGUGUGUGGUUUUAUGUAAAACGAAAAAUGGUCAGAACAUGUAUUUUUUUUCUCUAUAAUAAA